AAUUUCUGUAUAAAAGGGUGCUGAGAAUUGGUGUUAGAGGCAUCACAGCACUUCCACAAUAGUAAAAUCUUUUAUUAGCCAAUGGCCAAUGCCAUCAUGCAUUCAACUAUGCUUCUUCUGCUUUCGGGGUUGCUAUUGGCUAUCUUCAAAACCACAGGUGCUGAAGUUGGUGUUUGUUAUGGAAUGAGGGCAAAUAACUUGCCACCAGCAGCAGAAGUUAUCGACCUUUUCAAACAAAAGGGCAUCAAACGAAUGCGGCUCUAUGAUCCGAACCCAGAUGCUCUGCAAGCCCUCGGCGGUACCAACAUUGAGCUGCUGUUAGAUCUUCCGAGUGCAAACCUUGAAUCCGUUGCUGCGAGUCAAGCCAAUGCUGAUCAAUGGGUUGAAGACAACAUCAAGAAAUACAACACUGUUAAUUUCCGAUACAUCGCUGUCGGGAAUGAAGUAAAGCCUACAGAUUCAUUUGCUCAAUCCCUUUUUCCGGCAAUGCAGAACAUUCGUACCGCAAUAGUUAAUGCAGGCCUAGGGGAUCAGAUCAAAGUUUCCACCGCUACGUUUUUCGAUGCUAUUGAUAAAUCAUCUUUCUUCCCUCCAUCGAAGGGCAGUUUAGAUCCUGAAUAUCAGAAACUUCUUGGCCAAGUCAUAACUUUCUUGAGGGACAAUCAAGCUCCAUUGCUUGUUAACACGUAUCCCUACUUUAGCCACAUCGGAGACCCCGAACAUGUUCCUCUUGACUAUGCUCUCUUUACGGCACCGUCUGCUGUUGUGCAGGAUGGUUCGUUGCAGUACCAGUACCUUUUCGACGCGAUGCUGGACACCUUUUACUCUGCCCUGGAGAAAGCCGGUGGGGGAUCACUGGACAUUGUUGUUUCGGAAACUGGUUGGCCAUCAGACGGUGGACAGGCCACGAGUGUCGAUAACGCAAUGACUUACAACACGAAAUUGGUUCAACAUGUGAACCAGGGUAAGGGGACUCCGAAGAAACCCGAAAAAGCUAUAGUAGCUUACCUGUUUGCGAUGUUUGAUGAGAAUGAAAAAGAACCGGCAUUUGAGAAACAUUGGGGGUUGUUUUUCCCAAAUAAACAGGAGAAAUACUCCAUUAGUUUCAAUUAAAACCGGUAAAGCCAUUUCUCUCAGUCUCGGGUAUACUAAAGUUUACCAUUGUCAUCGCCUCUAAAGAAGGCAGCAUAGGCCAUAUAUAGAGGCAAAUAAACGUGGAUGUCUACUGUAAUUUUAUAUAAUUGGAUGCGUUCUGCUCACUUCUAAGUUAAAUAAAAUGGUUUCGGCUAUUAUAUA
Gossypium raimondii (Peruvian cotton) is the source of this 1296-nucleotide messenger RNA. Its product is annotated as glucan endo-1,3-beta-glucosidase-like. Gene Ontology annotation, molecular function: hydrolase activity, hydrolyzing O-glycosyl compounds. The coding region runs from base 82 to 1113 and encodes 343 amino acids. Gene Ontology annotation, cellular component: cell wall; plasma membrane. The record is from RefSeq and is a predicted model, not a curated record. Gene Ontology annotation, biological process: carbohydrate metabolic process. NCBI's taxonomy places the organism in Eukaryota, Viridiplantae, Streptophyta, Magnoliopsida, Malvales, Malvaceae. The transcript is spliced from 2 exons.